Molecule: messenger RNA, 5113 nt
Organism: Eublepharis macularius
Lineage: Eukaryota; Metazoa; Chordata; Lepidosauria; Squamata; Eublepharidae
Gene: CLPTM1L
Product: CLPTM1 like
Exons: 17
Coding region: 97-1734 (545 amino acids)
Cellular component (GO): endomembrane system; membrane
Source: RefSeq, a predicted model, not a curated record
UGGGCCGCUGAGGGGAGAGGCGGCGGCGCCGGGCCGGGCGAGGGGCGGCAGGCUGCGGGCGGCGCUCGGGGCGGCCGAUGCCGGUGCGGGGGGGCGAUGCUGCCGAGGCGCAGCUCGCUGACGGGGCUGGCGGUGGGGCUGUUCGCCGUCUACGUGGCGCACACCUGCUGGGUGAUGUACGGCAUCGUCCACACGCGGCCCUGCCUGCCCGCCGCCCGUGACGGAGAGGGCAGCGACGGCUGCAUCCGGCCCUACCUGGCGCGGCGGCCCAAGCUGCAGCUAAGCGUUUACACAACCACGCGAUCCAACAUAGGUACCGAGAAUAAUAUUGAUCUGGUUUUGAAUGUGGAGAAUUUUGACGUUGAGUCCAAAUUUGAACGAACCGUGAAUGUGUCUGUACCAAAGAAAACACGGAAUAAUGGGACCUUAUAUGCCUACAUCUUUCUUCACCAUGCUGGGAUCCUGCCUUGGCAUGAUGGCAAACAGGUGCAUAUAGUGAGCCCGCUGACUACCUACAUGGUCCCUAAACCAGAAGAAAUUAACCUGCUCACCGGAGAAUCUGUCACCCAGCAAAUUGAAGCAGAAAAAAAGCAAACUUAUGCACUGGAUGAGCCCGUCUCACACUGGAGGUCCAGAUUAACCUUAAAUGUCAUGGUGGAAGACUUUGUGUUUGAUGGCUCUUCUCUGCCAGCUGAUGUGCACCGAUACAUGAAAAUGGUUCAGCUGGGCAAGACAGUACAUUAUCUUCCGAUUCUAUUUAUCGAUCAGCUGAGCAACAGAGUGAAAGAUCUGAUGAUCAUAAACCGUUCAACAACAGAGCUGCCGCUUACAGUGUCAUAUGAUAAAAUAUCCCUGGGAAAGCUCCGGUUCUGGAUCCAUAUGCAAGAUGCUGUGUAUUCUCUGCAACAGUUUGGCUUUUCGGAAAAGGAUGCCGACGAAGUAAAGGGGAUUUUUGUGGACACAAAUCUCUACCUUCUUGCUCUGACGUUCUUUGUGGCGGCGUUCCAUCUUCUCUUUGAUUUCCUUGCAUUCAAAAACGACAUCAGCUUCUGGACAAAAAAGAAAAGUAUGAUUGGCAUGUCUACAAAAGCAGUGCUUUGGCGGUGUUUCAGCACCGUGGUCAUUUUUCUUUUCCUCUUGGACGAGCAAACAAGCUUGUUGGUACUGAUUCCAGCAGGGAUUGGGGCGGUGAUUGAGCUUUGGAAAGUGAAGAAAGCAUUGAAAAUGACCAUUGAAUGGAGAGGCCUGAGGCCCGCAGUUAAGUUUGGAGACUUUACCGAAUCUGAAAAGAAAAUGGAGGAGUAUGACAACCAGGCCAUGAAGUACUUGUCAUAUUUGCUAUACCCAUUGUGUAUUGGAGGUGCAGUUUAUUCUUUGCUGAAUAUCAAAUAUAAAAGCUGGUACUCAUGGUUGAUUAACAGCUUUGUUAAUGGAGUAUAUGCUUUUGGAUUUCUAUUUAUGUUGCCGCAACUGUUUGUAAAUUAUAAGAUGAAAUCUGUUGCACAUUUGCCAUGGAAGGUAUUCACAUAUAAAGCAUUCAACACUUUCAUCGAUGAUAUUUUUGCCUUUAUCAUCACGAUGCCAACAUCUCAUCGGCUGGCGUGUUUUAGGGAUGAUGUGGUGCUGUUGGUGUACCUUUACCAAAGAUGGCUUUAUCCUGUGGAUAAGAGCAGAGUGAAUGAAUAUGGAGAAUCUUAUGAAGAGAAGCCGAAAAGAAAGCCCCACAAAGAAUAACGUGAGAAAAACUCUUGGACUGGGAAAUGGCUGCACAUGUUUGACUUUUAAGAAGAGACUGCUUAAGUACAAGAGUAUUCUUCAAAGCUUGUAACAGAACUUCAUGGACAAUAUCUCAUCUGCAUUGCCAAAAUAAGUCUUGAUUGUCUAUGGAUCUAGCCAUCUUUUUAUUGUUGUUUGUAUGUGUGUUCAAGAAGCCUGCCGAUAUUUCUGCCAGGUUUCAGUCAACUGUUUUAAAUUUCUGUGGGAAGUUCCGACAUACAUAUUGGUGGCGUCCUCCUUAUCGGGUUGGAUCCCAUGGAUCUGUUCCGUUAAUGGUGGUGCUGUCCUCCGGCGUAAAGCACUCCCCCCUGUCUUGCUCUGGAGAAAGGUGCCACUGUUAGUGGGCAGUUUGUGGCGCUCCAAACAGGCCACCCAUGUGCACGUUGACUCACUGCAGGGAAGGGGGGCGGGUGUGAGCAUGGUGGCCCCGCCGUGUCGCUGAGUUGUCUGCACAGUGGAAGCGCAUGGAGAAAGCACCUGCUCACACGCUCCCCCCCCCCCCCUGUGAUCCCAACAUUUGGAAAACAGCAUCUCUGAUCACGGGGAGGGGGCAUAUGCAGAGCGUUUCAUUCACACAUUCAUGCCACACAGAUGCCUCGCAGUCGCACACUCCUACCCAUGCCUAUUCCCUGUACAGCGAGUCAGCAUGCAGACGGGUCAUCUGCACAAGGCUAUUGUCUUGAACCUUCCAGCAACUGUCGGUGUGAUGUGUUUAUUUUAGGGCCACAUUUCUGGCCGUGAGAGAUGCAAGUAUAUUGUGAAAAAUGAUGAAAAGGCAACAAAGCAGACCCUUAAACCUUUCUAUAGGGGGAAAAAAACCCUUUUGUACUCUUCAUCGGACCAAUUCCUGGGGCGUGAUCCAUCUAAAGUUAAACCAUGUGGAGCCCUGUUUAUUUCCCUGGGAGAGAGAGACGUGCACGCUUACACCUUCCUCUCUCUUUGAAAUCAGGGGGGGCUAAAAAAGUUUACCUUUGGCUAGAUUGUGCCCCUUGUGUGUAUCACCUCCUCCACUAAGAUCAUCAUCAUUCCUGGUCUUAAGUGAAAAUAUCUGUGCUUUACAUAGUGGUACUAGUUAGAACAAGCGAACCAGGCAAUCGUUGCUGAAAUGCAGUCAGCCUAUCGUGAUAAGCACCUUAAACCAUUCUAGGCUGCCACAGGACACAAACAGCUCGUAACUUUUUUUUUAAUCUUGUUUUUAAAACAGCUGAGGCUUAUUAGUAUAAAUCCAACUGAGCACGUGCAGCAAAUAGUAUUCAGUCGUUAACUUUUUUUGUACUCAUGAAAAAUGGUUUCCUUCAUCCCUAGAGCUGGAACUUCUGAUUCCUCCAAACUGGACCAUGUUUCUGUGUCAGUGCCGUCAAGUUGUAGUCAGCCUUUUAAAAAGUAUAUUAACACAUACUUGCAUGACACACUAAUCGUGCCAAUUAUACUUCGGCAGGGAAAAAUGUAGACUUUUCUUUUUUUAUUCACAUCAAACGGAAUGAUGGAGGAAGUUGGAUGCAACAGAUGGGAAUCUGAGGGUGUCACAGUAAAAACUAUAGCGGGACGUGUGUUCAGAAUCUGCACGUAAGGGAAAUUUUAACUCCCAGUUGCCAUAGUUUUUGUUUUUUUGUGGGGACUACAAGGGUAGAACUUUACAUUCCUAUCCUUUUAUAAACUUGAUUGCUGUAACACAGUGCUGUUUGUGAAAAUAUAAUUUAUUUUAAGCAUGUUCAAAGUGCCAGUGAAACGAACUUGUAAAGAAGAUCUUCGCUGCUACACUGGUAUGGAACACACGGGCUGCAGCCUUGCGAGCUUUGUUUUGGGGCAAGUGACCCUUGUAUCCCAUGCUCUUUUUACUCCUGCAUUUAAAAAAAGAAUAGGAUCCAGUUCCCCUGAGAGCAGAGCAAUGAAAACAUGGAACUCUUAUGCAUGCAGGUGGAGGAGCUCCGUGUGUCUGUUGCACUGCUCUGCCCCCCUGUCUGUGAGGGGUCACUAGAAAGGGACACGGGGCUGCCAUUACAUGCCCAGUAAUGCAUGUACUUGAAAGAGACUUGAGCAUGUUGAAUUCUCCCCCCCCCACCCCGCUUUUUUGCUAAAAGGAAUUGCAUUCAAGAUCAGUAAAUACGCCUACAUAGUUCUUUGUCAUGGUAUCGGGGUGGAGGGGAUCCACUGGUAUUUCAGUCUUACGGUUUUUCAUUUGGUUGUCUUGGGCAGUUGGCAGUGGAUUACAGGUAAUAUCCAGCAAUUUUUCCAAUUACAACAUCCCCCCCCCCCCAAAAAAACCCUUUACUGCUCUCACUAGCUGGGCUUUUAGUUGGUUUGUUUCUCUGAAGCAGGACUUUAAUCAUUAAUGUGGAAAAACUGCUUGGCACCUUCCAUCUGAAGUCAAAUAUUUUAAAGUUUCAUUGACUGUCUCCACCCCAGUGGAAAAGUUUGCACAUGAUGGAAGUCUUUCCCAUUUGGAAUCAACUGGACUUAAAAAUGCCUCAGUGUGGCUGAAUUGUGCUUAUUUGCAGCUUCCAAUUUCUGCUCUGUCUCAUGAUGAUAGCUUCUGAAAUAAUUUUCAAAACUUGAAUGUUAAAUGUGGGGAACAUCGCUUUGUCUUUCAGCAUUCCUUCUUGCUUGCUAUGGUUGCUUUUGGCAAGUCUCUAUGGUUUGGAUCCUGUGGAUCUCUUCCAGUAGCAGAGGCACUUUCCUUUAGCAGAUGGAGCUUCAAGCUGGAGCAGUGUAUCUCCACUAGCAAAGAAUAUCUGCAGGUUCCAACCCUGUAUCUCCAAGUACUAUCAAGUGUGUUAAUAAUAUUUUGUUAACUUUUCUGUAAUCUUGUGACUGUGGUCAUUUAACCAACAGAAAUGAGUUGUACUGCAUUGUUGAAAAUAAAGUUAAAAUACGGGCAUGAUCCAGCCAACAUUAAAGUACUUUUCAGCCCCAUUGAUGUCAACGGGAGAGUCUUAAGUCCUUAAAUCCUCUCAUGAAAAUCAGUAGACUUUAAAGAGAAGCGCUUAUUCUGAGCUGAGUUGUGCCUUAAGAUUUUAGAGUUCCAGACAAAAAGGAUCAGUUUUUGAAAACUUCAAAGUUGACUCAAAUCAGACCACCUCUUUAUCAAACUCUAAUGCAAGUUUCCUAUUUUUUCUAAACUAGAAACAACUCAUGUCUCGGCAGAGAUAUUGUUCGGGUUUUUUUUGUUUGGUGUCCUAAACAGUAGACUCAGUGCUUACUUGAGUAAAUUGUGAUGCAAAUAUAGUUUGCUUAAAAUGGGCAUUUUUGUUUUAAUUUUAAACUUGAAUAAAGAGCGUAACCAGUACCAUCUAGGCGACCUCUUAAAGCGGAGAUAUCUGGGUUUGCCUCUCAUCCA